GGCGACGCGGUUCGAUUCCACUUUGCGCUCCCUGCGAGACAAUCGAUUCCCGUAAAGUAUAAAGUAAGGAAUCGAUAAUCGGCGUUACGAAUUACAUGGAAGCAAUCGAUUCCUGCUGAGAAGCCGGCUUGCGAUUUGCGGCGGAUAACGUGGGAGGCGAUGGCGGACGACGACGAGGAGGAGGUGGACGAGGGGACGAGAUGGAGGCCCAAGCUCGUCCUUCACGUCGACCUCAACAACACCGUGGUGGUGGCCGAUUCCGUGACGUCGCAGGGCCCAGAAGAGGCGCUCGCCAACUUCCUGCGCCUAAGGCUUGAGGAGGGGGAACCCCUGAGCAGUGACCCCGUGGUGGCCCCCCUGCUGGAGGAGUGGGGGGCCCUGGGAGGCACGGAGGCCGUGGUGAGGAGCGCGGUUAAACGGCUGGAGUGGAAUCACGGGGACGACCCCAAGCUUACCCUGCCCGGAGGCGGCGAGGGGGGGCCCCGCCGACCCCGCGGCCGCCUGUGCCACCUGCUGCUGCCCGGCUUCCUGGAGCUGCUGUGCUGGCUUGCGCGCUGGCGCCCAGGCUUCGGCCUGGUGCUGCGCACGUUCGGCACUGACCUUGAGGCGGCGCUGGGCGCAGUGCGGCGCGCCUUCGACGGACACCACCCGGACUUCCCCCAGCUCGCCCAGCGGCAGGUGGAUGUGGCCGUGCAGGUGGGGAGCGUGUGCCCGGGCCCCCGCGGGGUGACUCUGAGCAUGGAGGGGACGAGCGUGAAUAGCUGGGAGGACGGGAGAGCUCCAUACAGGGUCCUGUCGGCGCUCGUCGGCGUGCACGGACUGCAGGACGACUUCCGCUGGUGGGCAAGGCACGGCUUCACGAGCAAGGGGGGAAAGCCCCUGUGGGUGGACCCGUUUGACCCCAGCGUCCACCACAUCUUCAUCGACGACAACAUCCGCCCCGAUGACGGGAACACAAUCGUCAACCCACAGGUGUUUGCAGGGCCCGGCAGCGCACGCUGCGCCCCGGUGCCCACCGCCUCGCUCCUCGGCGUCUGCCUGGUGCGCACCGACCUGCUGGCCGCCAUCGUGGACCGCACCUGGUUCGUGCGGAGCGUGGAGGCCUGCGAGCGUGCCUACGCUCGCUCCCUCCAGGCCCGGGGGGGCCCUGCACCCCCCAUGACGACAGGGUGCCCGCUACUCCCCUACUCGCGGGGCACCCCCCCCGUGGCGGAUGAGGAAGAGCGUGUGCGCGACUGCGCUAGGGGCCCAGUUUGACCCAGCGGGCGCGGGUGGAGGGGGGGACGCGGCAGAAGCAUCCACGCAGGGCGUGCGGUGGCGUGCGGAGUUCGUGGCGUGAGUGCGGUGAGUGGGGUGAGAGUGGUGAGUAAGAUGAUUGUGGUGAGUGCAGUGGGUGGUGAGUGCAGUAUGUUGAGUGGUGCGAGUGGGAUGAUUGUGGUGAGUGCGGUGAGUGGUCUGAUUACGGUGGAGAGUUAGUUACCCGAGGCGCCUCUGUUGUAAUUUAUUAAAUCUCCAAAUGUAG
Messenger RNA from Petromyzon marinus (sea lamprey), 1522 nucleotides. RefSeq lists its product as uncharacterized. The record is from RefSeq and is a predicted model, not a curated record. NCBI's taxonomy places the organism in Eukaryota, Metazoa, Chordata, Hyperoartia, Petromyzontiformes, Petromyzontidae.